This is a messenger RNA of Antrostomus carolinensis (chuck-will's-widow), 1104 nucleotides long. RefSeq names its product protocadherin beta-15. Lineage: Eukaryota; Metazoa; Chordata; Aves; Caprimulgiformes; Caprimulgidae. The transcript has a single exon. Gene Ontology annotation, cellular component: plasma membrane. Gene Ontology annotation, biological process: homophilic cell-cell adhesion. The annotation marks the transcript as partial. Gene Ontology annotation, molecular function: calcium ion binding. The record is from RefSeq and is a predicted model, not a curated record.
CAGGACAAGGACGUGGGCAGUAACGGUUUGCAGAACUACAGCCUGGGCUCCAACUCGCAUUUCUCCCUCGCUCUCGGAACUGGGAAAACUGGAGUAAAAUCCUUGGAGCUGGUCGUGGAGCGACAGCUGGACCGCGAGCAGCAGCGGGAGCUGAAUUUACUCCUCACGGCCACCGACGGGGGCUCGCCCCCCAGGUCGGCCACGGCCCAGGUCCGGAUCGUGGUGCUGGAUGCCAACGACAACAGCCCGGUCUUCGGGCGGGAGGUCUACGAAGUGCGGCUGGCCGAGAACAGCCCCCGGGAGCAGCCGGUGGUCAGAGUCGCGGCCGCGGAUGCCGACGAAGGGUCGUACGGGGAAGUGCGGUACGCCUUCACCCAGACACCGGAGCGGGCCCGGCAGCUCUUCGAGCUGGACCCCGUCACCGGGGAGAUACGGGUCGCGGGCAACUUGGACUACGAGGAGGCGAAAAAUCACAAGUUGGUGGUGAGAGCCAGCGACGGCGGGGGCCUGUCUACGCACUGCAAAGUGCAGGUGGAAGUCCUGGACGUGAAUGAUAACGCCCCGGAGAUAGCGCUCACCUCCCUCAGCGCCUCCAUUCCCGAGGACGCCCCGCCUCGCACCGUGGUGGCCCUGUUCAGCGUGCGGGACCGGGACUCCGGCGACAACGGCAGGACGGAGUGCUCCAUCGACGGGGACUUGCCCUUCAGUCUCAGCCCCGCUUUGGAUAAUUACUACGAGCUGAGAACCAGCGCGGCGCUGGACAGGGAGAGGACGGCGGGGUAUAACAUCAGCAUCACGGCCACGGACUGGGGCACGACGCGGCUGAGCUCUCGGGAAAGCAUCUUCGUGCAGAUCUCGGACGUGAACGACAACGCGCCGGAGUUCACCCAGGAGGUUUACACCAUGGCGGUGGCGGAGAACAACAGCCCCAUGCUCCGCAUCGGCAGCGUGAAGGCCACGGACGCCGACGCGGGAGAAAACGGCCGCGUAAGGUACGCGCUGGUGCGUCCGGAGGGCAAGGAGCAGCCCGCGGUGUCGGUGAACCCUGAGAACGGGGACGUUUGUGUCGUCCGCCCGCUGGACUACGAGGAGGUGCGCGCCUUC